GACGCCUCGUUUCUUGUACCAGCGCCUAUCAAUUUGGUCUUCUAAUGAGCUUGCUAAUAUUUGCUGCCAGUCUAUUAUAUCGGAGGUUCAAUUUGGUUCCUCUAUAAAUGGGGGGAGGGAGAGGGUACAACUUCAUUGAAUCAACUUCAUCGCAAUGCCUGCGUCAGCCUUCUCAAUUCCCGAGCUUUACCAACUGAUUACGCUUGCCUUGUCCUCGACCUCGCUUUCGCGACUUCCUCCGAUUGUUGUCAUGGCUGUCUUCGUCGGUCUCAUCGCAUAUUCCCUCACCUAUCCUUACUAUGGUCCCUACUCCCCUGCGAAUGUCAGGGAGAAUAUCGCAAAGAUCAUGGAGGAUGCAAAUGCUACAUACGAUUUGCUGAAAAGCGAGCGUAUCGCUCAGUUGGCAGACGAAGAGGAGCAUCACAAACACAGCGCCGCUUAUGAUGCUCUGUUUCAGCAGCCCUUCUGUGAUAUCUAUCACGAACGCGCCCUUCUCCUUCAUCCUAUGGAUUCUUUCCGCUUCUGGAGGGAUGCAGGGAUAUGGCGAUCCGACAUCAGUAGCUGGGUCAACAGAAUGAAAACAGCCAUCAAGGCGAAACAAUUGUCCUCGGAGUCCACCAAUACCUCCGACGAGUUAGGAUUGGAAGCAAAAUCAUCAAACACCAGUUCUGAAUCCAACAUAUAUGCAUCCGCAUCGAGCGGCGUCAACGCCGAUGAUGUUGUCGGUGUCGAGUCCUACCCUCUAUCCUUUAUGCAAGGCCCCAACAGUAGUAGUAGAGGUGGUAGCAUGGGUCCACCAGGCGAGGAGGAUAUCACCAAUAUGACCGCAAACUAUGACGCAUCGAGGGAGUUAACCUGAAAGAAAUGCCCUCGCAGCCACGUCAAGGCACAAGACCCUGGCAAUAGAAAGGAAUUAACUCCCACAUCGGUAUACAAAAGCUACCCUCAACCGCUUAGCAGGUGUCUUGAUUCAUUAUCCGGAU
This is a messenger RNA of Desarmillaria tabescens, 983 nucleotides long. RefSeq lists its product as uncharacterized. Lineage: Eukaryota; Fungi; Basidiomycota; Agaricomycetes; Agaricales; Physalacriaceae. The record is from RefSeq and is a predicted model, not a curated record. The coding region runs from base 155 to 859 and encodes 234 amino acids. The transcript is spliced from 5 exons.